Molecule: messenger RNA, 1821 nt
Organism: Dipodomys ordii (Ord's kangaroo rat)
Lineage: Eukaryota; Metazoa; Chordata; Mammalia; Rodentia; Heteromyidae
Gene: Susd4
Product: sushi domain containing 4
Exons: 9
Coding region: 110-1582 (490 amino acids)
Biological process (GO): negative regulation of complement activation, classical pathway; negative regulation of complement activation, alternative pathway
Source: RefSeq, a predicted model, not a curated record
CGCACAGAUGCGGGUUAGCCCGGCGGGGGGAGGAGGCGGAGGAGGGAAGGGAGCUGCAUGCAUGAGACCCACAGACUCUUGCAAGCUGGAUGCCCUCUGUGGAUGAAAGAUGUAUCAUGGAAUGAACCCGAGCAAUGGAGAUGGAUUUUUAGAACAGCAGCAGCAGCAGCAGCAGCCUCAGUCCCCCCAGAGACUCUUGGCCGUGAUCCUGUGGUUUCAGCUCGCGCUGUGCUUCGGCCCUGCACAGCUCACGGGUGGAUUUGAUGACCUUCAUGUAUGUGCUGACCCUGGUGUUCCAGAGAAUGGAUUCAGGACCCCCAGCACAGGGGAUUUCUUCGAAAGCUCUGUAACACGAUUUCACUGCCAAGACGGAUUCAGGCUGAAGGGCUCUACAAAGAGAUUGUGUAUGAAACAUCUUAAUGGAACCCUAGGCUGGGUCCCAAGUGAUAGACCUAUCUGUGUGCAAGAAGAUUGCCGUAUCCCUCAAAUUGAAGAUGCUGAGAUUCAUAACAAGACAUACAGACAUGGAGAUAAGUUAAUCAUCACCUGUCAUGAAGGAUUCAAGAUUCGGUACCCUGACCUGUACAACACGGUUUCAUUAUGUCGCGAUGAUGGGUCGUGGGAUAAUCUGCCCAUCUGUCAAGGCUGCCUGAGACCUCUAGCCUCUUCCAAUGGCUACGUGAACAUCUCGGAGUUCCAGACCUCCUUCCCAGUGGGGACUGUGAUUGCCUAUCGCUGCUUCCCUGGAUUUAAACUUGAGGGGUCCGAGUAUCUUGAGUGCUUACACAACCUUAUCUGGUCAUCCAGCCCACCCCGGUGCCUUGCUCUGGAAGUCUGUCCACUACCUCCAAUGGUAAGUCACGGAGAUUUCAUCUGCCACCCGCGGCCUUGUGAGCGAUACAACCACGGAACGGUGGUGGAGUUCUACUGUGAUCCUGGAUACAGCCUCACCAGUGACUACAAGUAUAUCACCUGCCAGUAUGGAGAGUGGUUUCCUUCCUACCAAGUCUACUGCAUCAAAUCAGAGCAAACAUGGCCCAGCACCCACGAGACUCUCCUAACUACAUGGAAGAUCGUGGCAUUCACGGCCACCAGCGUGCUGCUGGUCCUCUUGCUUGUCAUCCUGGCCAGGAUGUUCCAGACUAAGUUCAAGGCCCACUUCCCCACCAGGGGCCCUCCCAGGAGUUCCAGCAGCGACCCCGACUUCGUGGUAGUGGACGGCGUGCCCGUCAUGCUCCCAUCCUAUGACGAGGCUGUGAGUGGCGGCUUGAGUGCCUUAGGCCCUGGAUACCUGACUUCCGUGGGCCAGGGCUGCCCCUUACCUGUGGACGACCAGAGCCCCCCAGCAUACCCCGGCCCUGGGGAUACGGACACAGGCCCAGGGGAGUCAGAAACCUGUGACAGCACCUCGGGCUCUUCUGAGCUGCUCCAGAGUCUAUAUUCACCUCCCAUGUGCCAAGGGGGCAGCUGCCCCAGCUCUGACAACCCUGACACAAUUGGUAACACCGCGGGGGAGGUGGCAUCCACCAGCCCAGGCAUCGACAUUGCAGAUGAGAUUCCUCUGAUGGAAGAAGAUCCCUAACCAGGUGAAAUUCCUUUGGGGCAAAGAACCUUAAAACCUUGGAGUGAGGCCACUGAAGGACAGCGCUUGAGGAGUUGGAGAAGGUUGUUUUCUAAUUUAUCUACAUGGGCACAGUGAUGCCCAUCAUACAUCGCCAGUGUAACAGUGAGUCUGACAAACUGCAGGUGCACUGCUUUUAAGUGAGACUCCAGGGUUUACCAAGACCAGUGGGGAUGAAGGGCAGAGGGGGUGCCCGGGCG